Messenger RNA from Heteronotia binoei (common prickly gecko), 3106 nucleotides. RefSeq names its product F-box/LRR-repeat protein 21-like. Bases 596 to 1894 code for a protein of 432 amino acids. NCBI's taxonomy places the organism in Eukaryota, Metazoa, Chordata, Lepidosauria, Squamata, Gekkonidae. Gene Ontology annotation, cellular component: SCF ubiquitin ligase complex; cytosol; nucleus. Gene Ontology annotation, biological process: SCF-dependent proteasomal ubiquitin-dependent protein catabolic process; regulation of cell cycle; entrainment of circadian clock by photoperiod. Gene Ontology annotation, molecular function: protein binding. The record is from RefSeq and is a predicted model, not a curated record. The transcript is spliced from 7 exons.
UUGCAAGGCAGCACAGAGGCGGGUAAGAACUGAGUCGUUGUACGCAGGUGCGGAAAUCUGGGUCAACCAGUGCCGGACCAAGUACGCAUGCGUGUAGGGAAAAGGCGUCGUCGGGCUCAGGUAGCUGUCAAGUGGUUCCUGCUUUUCCGAGCCGCUAUCGUCUGUGGUCCUACUGCGGAGGAGACUACACUUGUGUGAGGUCGAGCUACCGCUGAAUCUCUCAUAGCGGGCGACUGUUCUGAGAUUUCCUGGUGAGAUAGAGCUCGAGGCUAAGAGGUGGUCUUGAGCAGAUGAAUCUCAAGUGUUAACUGGAUCUUCUUGGUUGCUGUUUGCCUUGGCAAAAAAGGACUAAUUAAAAGGUGGGCAUUGCAAAUCUGAUUGCUUACAGCUAGACUGAACAGAUCACACCUAGGAGUGCAAGCAGACAGAUGUGGGUGAUUGCCUCAUGGCCGCAGAUAAACCAGUUCAUUCAUCCAAUGUUAAGUGUAACUUGGACACGUUCUUUAGAGAUCUACUGUACUUGAAAACUUACAGAAAACUUUGUAGCUUAUAUUCAUCCCAGCAUUCUUGUACCUGAAAUCAUCUUGCUUUCGGAAUGAAGAGAGUCAGGCAAACAGAUAAUGGUGAAAAUCCAGUCCUUCGAAAGCUACAGAGAACAAAAAAGAAAAAAACUGUUUACUGCAGCACAUCUCAUCCUUAUGCCUUGGUAGACUGGGGAACCCUACCCCACCAUGUAAUCUUGCACAUAUUUCAGUUCCUGCCUCUUGUUGACCGUGCGCGUGCGUCUUCUGUUUGUCGAAGAUGGAAUGAAGUGUUUCAUAUCCCUGAUCUCUGGAGGAAAUUUGAAUUUGAGCUCAGUCAACCUGCUACUUCAUACCUCAAGUCCACUCACCCAGAUCUCAUCCAGCAGAUCAUUAAGAAGCAUGCUGACCACUUGCAGUAUGUCAGCUUCAAGGUUGACAGUAGUACUGAGUCUGCCGAAGCUGCUUGUGACAUUCUUUCUCAACUGGUGAAUUGUUCUAUCAAGACCCUUGGCUUGAUUUCAACAGCAAAGCCAAGCUUCAUGAAUGUUUCAAAGGCUCACUUUGUAUCAGCGCUGACAGUAGUAUUUGUCAAUUCAAAGUCAUUAUCCUCCAUCAAGAUUGAAGACACACCAGUAGAUGAUCCAUCUUUGAAAGUCCUUGUUGCUAACAAUAGCGAUACUUUAAAGUUGCUUAAAAUGAGCAGCUGUCCUCAUGUGUCUCCUGCUGGAAUUUUGUGUGUUGCAGACCAGUGUCAUGGCCUUAGGGAGCUAGCUCUUAACUACUACCUACUAAGCGAUGAACUGUUGCUGGCUCUUUCCAGUGAGAAGCAUGUUAAUCUUGAACAUCUCCGUAUAGACGUUGUGAGUGAGAAUCCUGGACAGGUUGAAUUUCACACCAUCAAAAAACAGAGCUGGGAUGCCCUUGUCAAACACUCCCCCAAAGUGAAUAUUGUGAUGUAUUUCUUCCUGUAUGAGGAAGAAUUUGAUCCAUUUUUCAGGGAGGAAACCCCUGUAACUCAUCUUUACUUUGGUCGUGCAGUUAGCAAAUCAAUGCUUGGCCGUAUUGGAAUGAACUGCCCAAGGCUGAUUGAAUUGGUUGUGUGCGCUAAUGGCCUUCAGCCGCUGGAUGAUGAAUUAAUUCGUAUUGCCGAACGCUGUAAGAAUCUAACUGCCAUGGGACUUGGUGAAUGUGAAGUGACCUGUCGAGGCUUUAUUGAAUUUGUAAAGAUGUGUGGAGGCCGGCUCACCCAGCUAUCUAUCAUGGAGGAAGUGCUUAUUCCAGACAGUGACUACAAUCUGGAUCAAAUUCAUUCUGAAGUUUCCAAGCACCUGGGAAGAAUGUGGUUCCCUGAUAUGAUGCCAACAUGGUAAACAGGCCAUAGGACAAAAGGCCGCUAUGGCCAGAACUGGCUGUACAGGGCAUUGCUGUCUAUGCAAAAAAGGAAUUGUAAAUAUGAUACAGAAUGGUGUUCCUCAAUUAAUUGCAUAGUGGCAGGGGCAUGCCACAUUAAACAUUGAGUAAAUAUAUACUUAAUAAUCUACAAAUUGGAAGUAUAUUUAUUAAGUAAUAUGUGCUUAGUUUAAACUCCAGUUAAUAGGAACAUUUUAAAUUGUUAAGCACUUUGUUUAGUACAGAGUACUACAGUAUUAGUAUUUCUUGUGUGGCUAAACAGUUUGGCCUUUUUGGUAAUCUUUGCCUAAUGGUUGUCUGAAACUUUCUGUUAAGUGCUGCUUCUCCCGUUUCUUUACCACCUUGUAAACAGCAGCUUAUGAUAUGAAACCUGAAUGUAUUACUUUUUUGGGAAACAAGUUUAUGCUACAACAGGACAGCUAUGUAAAUGCACUAAUAUUGUUAUUCAUUGAUAGGUUGAAGAGUUGCUCUUAGUUGUACUGUGGUGUACCUGUAAGAAAGCGCUGGUCAAUAUAUACACUACAGUUCAGGGUGAUCCUAAUUACUAUCCAUGACUAGGGGCACUGCAGAUAUCAGCCAUAGUAUUUUAUAUCCAGUUGCCUUGGAGAAUGCAUUAUCUUUACCAGCCAUUGCCUAUAAGCCAAUGUGAAAUAGGCAGAUUGUAUUGCGGAGAGCAGUAAGAUUGCUUGCUUCAGAAGCUUUUCCCAUCUUGGCUACAUGAUUUCCCAUCUCUAACUAGUUGAUAUUUUCCCUGCCAAACCACCCUCAAUAGCAAAUCUUUAUCAAUUCCUGUGAUGGAAAGAGAAUUAGGACAAUAAAGGCAAUUAUUGUAUAAUGUUAAUCUUCCUUAAGAAACAUGCCUCAGCAGUAUAACAGCUCUUUCUCAACUUCUAAAGUGAAAAAUAUACUGAUCUCACUAAUUUUGUAAGUUUAUAAGGAGACUCUCUUUCAUCUUUGUAAUAUUUUGGUUGGAUUCAAUUCUUGUUUCCUGAGGCUGGGUUUCCCAGCACUCAGACAGCUAUAAUUGCUGUGAAAAUGGUUCUCCUUUCACCAAUACUUGUGUGCUAGUGGUAAGUAACUUAUUCUUGUUGCAGGCACUUCUUGGAUAAUGUCUAUAAUCUUGCUUUACAAUUCAGAUAUUGAAACCAGCCUUAAAAAGUGUGGGAGCCUGA